Molecule: messenger RNA, 2616 nt
Organism: Trichoderma aggressivum f. europaeum
Lineage: Eukaryota; Fungi; Ascomycota; Sordariomycetes; Hypocreales; Hypocreaceae
Exons: 1
Coding region: 1-2616 (871 amino acids)
Source: RefSeq, a predicted model, not a curated record
AUGUCCACGCAAAACCCGAACAGCGUCGGAGGCUUGGAACUUCUCUAUCAGCAAUUACCUUUAGAUGAGCUUCAGAUACGUCUCUUAAGAAUAGAGUCGAACGCAGGGGCAACACAGAUCCAAGCUACGCUCAUUAAACGCAACUUACUUGACAUUAAGAGAGGGGGUCCUUUUUUCGAGGCGUUAUCAUAUACCUGGGGCCCGCCUACAGUCACCAAGGAUAUCGUUAUUAAUGGAAUCGCGUUUCCUGUUACCGCAAACCUAUACGCCUUCUUGGAGAACUACCAAGAGGCAGGUCAGGGCGUCGACCUGUGGAUAGAUGCAAUAUGUGUCAAUCAGAGCGACUUAUUGGAGAAAAACCACCAGAUUCCAAUGAUGAACCUGAUUUACGCAGCAGCCAGAGCACUGAUUAUCUGGCUUGGGGAAUCUUCAUCCGACAGCGACUUAGCGUUGGAAUGGAUCAACCAUCUUGGCAGCGCUUCUCCAUAUGACAAGAUGCCCAACAUUCCCAACAAGGCCUGGCAAGCUAUACAGAGCCUGCUUGAACGCCCUUGGUGGAAGCGCAUUUGGAUAGUGCAAGAAUUGACUGCGGGUGCAAUGGGCCUAAAGUUGGAGAAGGCCUCGAUUCUCUGCGGCCAUACCCGCGUUUCGUGGAUGUCCGUGGUAAUUGCCGCCGCUCGCAUGAAGGCCUACCAAGACGAUCAAAGACAAGCUUUCCCAACAAUCACAGAGAUCUUGGAGCUCGAUAGCUUGCGAGACAGUGCCGGAAACUAUUUUAUGAAACAGCCAACGUCCAAGUCUCUCUUUGACUUGAUUUGCCGUUACAGGCACUUCCUGGCCACAAACAGACGGGACAAGAUAUAUGCAAUCUGGAACAUGUUUGCAAGAGCGCCUUCAACAAGACUGCCGACAAGAUAUGAUCAAUCCGUGGAGGAUGUAUACGUCGAUUUCGCUGCAGAACUGCUAUCCGGCGAGACAGGUUUGGAAGUUCUCCGCCAUUGUGUGAAUGGUGGUGCGGACAUACCAUCUUGGGCUCCGGAUUGGUCUGUUCCACCUGGUGCGCUAUCACUACCUUUUAGAAAUAUUCAACGAUAUUUCGACGUUCCCUGGUGGGCAGAGCCAGAUUUUGAAAAACCCAGGGCUCCUUUUGGCGUUUCUGGUGGAACCAGAGACACACAAGCUAGAUUCCGCGUGAAUCCUCUGGUGAGCAGUGCAGAGGAAGAAGUAUUGCGAGAACGCCGAAUAAAACGGCUAGAAAUGGCCGCCAACGGUUCUGCGGUUGUCAAAAGUCUGGAUGAUAUCCCGGACCAUUUUACAUUCCACAAGGAAUGCCCGGAUCAUGUCAAAGAACAAAUCAAAGCGCUACUGCAUCGCAAUGACUUUAUACUUGCAAUUGGAGAUGAAAACCCCAAUAUGCCGGGAAACCCUGACGCAAUACAGCAAGGCGAGCUUAUCACUGAGCGCCAGAUGAAGAAAUGGCUUCUGCAAGAGCUCCGACUCUCUACGGCAAAGCCAUUGUACGCAACCGCCACGUCGGUGAAUGCCAGCUUCAAGAUAAAUAGGGACGAAAAGUCUUUGCAGAUCAAGGGAGUGUUGUGGGAUGAACUCGAAGUGUGUCACGAUAGCUUUGUUGAAGACAUCGACCAAAAUUUCGCCGAUGCAACCCGUUUCAUGAUUGCAGUUGGUUGCUGCAAACAUCUUGCCGUGUCCAACAAAAGUGCAGCAGACAAGUAUCCCACUGCAGCCGAGUUAUUGGAAGCAUUCUGGUCUACAUUGUUUGUUGGACAAGCGAUCCAAAAUGAAGGCAAAGAUGACACCAAGGACCAUCUACGCUAUGAGGACUGGCUCCCAGAAAUCCCAAAGUCAUGGGUACCAGACCAGCCUCCUGUAACGGCUAAAACCACGGGGUUGAUUGACAUUGCAGAGAUGAAUGAAGUUAUCGAGCGCCCGACUUCUCUUUUCAACAACCAACCAGAAAAUGGCGGUGGUAGUUUUGAGCACCGACUUGCGCCUCAACUAAGGGAGCAGGUGUUUCCACCUCACAGCAACGAAUACGUUGCGCUCUUAGGCCAACUUGCUUCAGCAUGGCACCAACAGCCAUACGACUUAUACCAUCGACCAUUUGAUCUCUUAAACGUCAUUCCUGAUCCGUACUGGGAAUCCAGACGCCACAAGGACGAACUCGCCAAAGACCAAGCGAAAAACAGGCGGUCAAGACGAAUCAGAUCAACCCUUGAGAUUAUCGAGAAUCCUUCUGAUCGAGAGUUCUUGCGUCGGGCGUACGAUGAGGUGGAUGAGACCUUGAAGCAGGAACCAAGCCUUGUGCCACAGAAGACUCUGCCUGCAGGUAUCGAAAGGUAUGCUGUAGGGCGAAAAUUCUUCAUUACCAAGAAGGGCUACUUUGGCUUGGGUCCCAAGAAAUCAGGGCCUGGAGAUAGGGUAGCUGUGCUUUUUGGCUCCGGUGUACCCUUUGUGGUUCGGAAGUGUCCAUCUGUUUCAGGGAAGCGGGCUUGGAGGAUCGUUGGUGAGUGUUAUGUGCACGGGAUAAUGCACGGUGAGAUUGUUCAAAAGUGGAAUCUUGGCUCAGCCGAGGCACAGAUGCUUCUUUUGAUAUAA